Molecule: messenger RNA, 4941 nt
Organism: Phyllopteryx taeniolatus (common seadragon)
Lineage: Eukaryota; Metazoa; Chordata; Actinopteri; Syngnathiformes; Syngnathidae
Gene: fbxo10
Product: F-box protein 10
Exons: 10
Coding region: 379-3315 (978 amino acids)
Biological process (GO): regulation of apoptotic process; protein ubiquitination; ubiquitin-dependent protein catabolic process
Molecular function (GO): protein binding
Source: RefSeq, a predicted model, not a curated record
UAAAUACGCACGCCCCUGUUGGCGUCUUGGAAAAGCGAGCCCAAUGAAAAUGUGAUCCGGGCUGCCUGUUGUGUUCCCGAUUGCGCCGCUAUGGCGCCCGAGCCCGUGAACACGUCAAAGCGGUGAAAUAGAAAGGUAGGAUUUCAGUUUGUAACGGAUCUCCGUCGGCCAUGUUAACUUGGUUGUUAGCACGGUUGGCUCCCAACUAGCUUGCUAGGCUACUCGCUCCAUCGGUAGAGUAGCGAGCGUCACACGCGCUUUGUUCGGUGUCUUUUGCGUGCUUAACAUUCACGAGGAACAUCGUUGCUCCCGCCUCCGUUUGUUCAUGUUUACGCGGCGGCGGUGUAACCGCUAACGGUUUGCCCGUCGUUCGUGUCCAUGUGCAGCGCAGCCGUCAUGGAGGCGGGCAUCCUCCCGGUGGAGCUGUGGCGGCUCGUCUUGGCCUACCUGCCCCUCGCCGAGCUGGGCCGCUGCUGCCAGGUGUGCCGCGCCUGGAGGGAGCUGGUCCUCUCUCUGGAUAACACCCGCUGGAGGCAGCUGUGCCUCGGCCGCCCCGAGUGCCGGCACCCCAACUGGCCCGGCAAGCCUCACCUGGAGCCGCCGUCGUGGAGGGAGGCCCUGAAGCAGCACGCCCUGGCCACCCGCACCUGGGCGCAAAACGGACCCGAACACCAGUCCACCGCCUGCCUCCUUUUAUUCAGGCGGCGGAAAGACCGCCGGGUGUGGCACGUGGGCGCCGGGUUGGAGUUGGAGACCCUGCGAGGCGCUCUCGGGGUGGCGGGGCCUUACGACCGGCUGCUUCUCCAUCCGGGGGUGUACGAAGAGCAGGCGGAGGUGGCCCUCAAGGUGCCCGUGGAGCUGGUUGGACUGGGCGGGCUGGGUCAGGUGGCCCUCAUGGUGUGCAUGGAGCAGCAGUGCCCCACUGCCAGGCUGUGUAAUCUGGUUUUCAUGCCACCCUGGUUCUCCACCGUGGUGUACAAGGCGUCAUGGGGUCAUGUCCAACUGGAUAACUGCAACUUUGAGGGGGCUCAGCUGCAAGUCCGCGGGCCCGGGACUUGCCAGGCACGUUUUUGCUCUUUCUCCAAGGGCAGCUCUGUGCAUUUGCUUAGCGUGGCCCUCAGCUUACUGGACAGCUGUGACUUCUCCGGGAGCGAUACAGCUUCUGUCACCGUGGAAGGUUCGCCGGUGUCGGAAAAGAACUGGGCUUGUAAAUAUAUGGCUGCCCUUGCUAGGACAUUCUCGCCGUGCGGGAGCAAUAAUAGUAGCCCCCACAGGGCGAACUCCACUGGCGAAUCUUGCUCUGAUGCUACUGUUAAAAAAGAGCACACAAGUAUGGAGGACAGGCAGCGGGGAAAUGGAUUGGAAGCAGCUGAUCAGGGCACAGUGAUUGAAGAUGGAUGGAGUGAUGGUGAGGAUGAUGGGAGCCGAGAGGGAGGAAUCACCCAAAAACUAUUUUCACUGGAUUAUAAAAUCCCAUGCGACAACCAUGGACUGUCCCACUUACUGAAGCCCUGUGCGCAUGACUCCUUGCCAUUAGCCUCCUCCCCAAAUCCCCCACGUGUGACUCCGGAGCUCCUCACCCUUCAGCAGGAGCUGGAACGGGACCCAGAUGCUCAGAUGUUUGUGUCAUCCACUCUUGGCUGCCUCGUCCGGCGUUGUCUCUUCAGGGAGGGGAAGGGAGGAGUCCAUAUAUCUAAUUACGGACAAGCUCGAUUGGAGGCCAACAUUUUUCGCUGUCUGAACUAUGCCGUCAGAUGCAUCCAGAACUCCGUACUAGUGAUGCUGCGAAACGAGGUGUGUGAGUGCAGAGCAUCAGGCGUGUUCCUGCGGCUGUCGGCUCAGGGCCUCAUCGCCGAAAAUGACAUCCACUCAAACGGGGAGGCGGGGCUGGACAUCAGGAAAGGCGCUAACCCCAUCGUUGUGUGUAACAGAAUCCACAGCGGCUUGCGCUCUGGGGUUGUUGUGCUUGGCAAUGGAAAGGGGUCACUUCGGAGCAACCAGAUCUAUAACAACGGGGAAGCGGGCGUGUACAUCCUCUUCAGUGGGAACCCCGUGGUCUGUGGAAACCACAUCUUCCAAGGGCAAGCAGCAGGGAUUGCUGUAAAUGAGAAUGGCAGAGGGAUUAUAACAGAAAAUGUCAUCAAGGACAAUCAGUGGGGAGGUGUGGACAUCCGCAGAGGAGGUGACCCAAUCUUGAGGCAUAACUUCAUCUGUCAUGGAAACUCUGACGGCAUUGUGGUGGGAGAGCGAGGCCGGGGACUCAUUGAGGGAAACCAUGUCUACUGCAACAAAGGUUGCGGUGUGUGGGUUAUGUCAUCCAGCCUCCCACAGCUUCUUGGAAACUACAUCACCCAUAACUGCAUGUAUGGCCUGGCCGUGUUCUGCAGGAAGGACCCAGACAACAUCAAGGCCAGGGAGGGGAACUGGCCAGGGCACGACGGGAUCGGCGGGGACGACAGCGGCGACAGGAGGGGCGUAGUUGAGGAAGACGGCAGGGAAGAGCAGGAAAACCUACAUGAGGAGGGGGAAAUGUUUGCAUGGGAGAGCGACCUGGACAGUGAAGAUGAGCGCCACUCAGCACGCCGCUCCAUCAGUGUGGCGCUGGUGGAAAGCAACUGCAUGAGCUUCAAUGGAGCCGUCGGUCUGUAUGUUAAAACCAGUGAGCCACUCAACGUUUAUGCCAACCUCGUCAACCGCAACAGGGGCGCUGGCGUUGCCGUGCUGCAGAGCAGUCAGCUAACCCGCUUGGUUGCCAACUGCAUUGUUGCAAAUGUACGAGGGGGCGUUACAGUGGAGAAAGACUCCCGUGCGGAGCUGCGCUGUAACGGUAUAUAUGAAAACAACGACCACGGCGUCGACUUUGCUGGGAUCGGACAAAUGGUCGAGAAUGACGUGGUUGGAAACUGUGGCUACGGGAUCCAAGUGUCUGGAAGUGGUGAUGUCAAGUUGCUGCGCAACCGUGUCCAACCGGCACUGGGUUGUGGCAUCGCAAUACUGGGACCAGUAAAAGCGGUGGUCACUGAUAACCAGCUGUUCCAGGGCCACCCAGAAAGCAAAAAAAGCCUUUUACACUGGGACCCUGGCAAUGAGAGCUGUGUGUUACGCAAUAACAGUAUUUCAAGACAUAACAGCAGCUGUACAUCUGUCCCUCCUUGGAUUCUGGAAAACCCUCCCCCCCGUCCGCCUGCCAGCUCACCUUCAGGCCUCUCCUCCUCCCAGUACCCCUCACGACUGGGAAUCUCCAUGACGACCAGGAUCAGCGCCACCGUGGAGAGUGGUUGCCACAGUGGCAGCAUGUUCUGCUCGAUUCUGUGAUAAAACUUUAAAGCACUGAAAAACAACAUCUAGGGAUGAUUUUGCCAAGUUUGACUGUCGACAUCAUUUCUGCCUUCUGAAGUUAUGCUCUUUGGUUUGGAUGUAGACAGGAAAAAAAAGAACAAAGUGGAAUUUUUAUCAUACUGGUGGAAGAUUGUCGGUCGCAAAUUUAAACGGAUCGUCUUCAAGCUCUCUGGGAUCAUUUCUGCAGCAACAGAAGAUUCCUAAGGAUUUUGAUUCAUUUCCAACAUGGAAUGGUCACGUUAGUUAGUGGCGGCUUAAAUGUCAACUGAAUGAAUACUCGCAAUUCUUAUAUGGUACCAAACAAUCUGCAAACUCCCUGAUUAUUACUGUUGGAGGUUACAUUAGCCAGCUUAUGCCGGCAUUUGGUUUAAUUACAAAAAACGUCUGACAAUUGCCACCGCCGGCCACAACGGCCAUCGAAAUAUUUUGUAGUUACUCAUGUCUAGUGUUAUUAAAAGAGAAUUUCAUUUGCGUAAUAUCCGAUUGGCAUCAUGUCUCCCUUCUCAUUACUGACCUGUUCUUAAAGAUUGCAUGGCCACCAUUCACUAGAUUUGGCGAACCUGACGUACAAAAAAAAAAAUAAUAAACUAGGGUAACCUCCGAUUGCGUCAUGUCAAAGCAAGAAUCCUUUUCUCAGUGCUCUACAAAUUGUAAUCUAAACGGACUUUUCUCACAAAGCGGUGGUUGUCUUUGGCUUUAUCACAAAAGAUCAAUGCAUUAAAUCUGAACUCUUAUUUUGUAUUGACACUAUCAACUGCUUGAACACUGUAUGUAAGCUCUAUUUGGCACUACACGUAGUAGUCAGGUGUUCAACUCAGCUUUGUCCACCAGUGCUCAUCUUUGAAGUGUUUCCAAAUAUUAUACUCACCGUUUAUGGCUUUAUUUAUGUUGACUCCUUCAAAGCUUUGUGUUCUGCCCUGCAUUCAGUCAUGAAGUUUUGGGAAGUAGUGUGCUAUGUGUAGAUGAAGUCUCUUCAUUUUUAUAUUAUUCAAAAUCAACGUGAGGGUCGGUCAAGUUUUAAAAUAUUCUUUUUUUUCCAUGCAAAGACGUGCUGUAACCAUACCCGUUCUGUCAGUGUUUACAACACUUGUACAUUUUCAAAGCCAAACAAGUCAGAGAUAAUGUUGCCUUUAAUGUUCUACAAGGUAAAAGCUGUGACUUGUUUGACCUUUUUAUGUAAUGAUAGCUUGAGCUUUAUAUGAAGAAAAAGCUCAACUCUUGCUUCAGUCUCUCUUAACAUUCACUGCCAUUGACGGCUUUAGAAGUCAAAUAUCCAUGUUAACUGGGAAGGCUGGCAGCGAAUGAGUUAAUAAAUGUCAUAGUUCCUUGUGAGUCUGUGCCACCGCAACCAAAUCAAAUUCUUUGAAUUUUUGCCACAGACUUACCAGGUGAUAAUUACCUAAAGAGGGUUGGAGAUGUUCAGUGUGCAAUAUGUAAUGUCAACUAAUGUGCCUACUAUACGUUUUCAAACAUCUUAGAUGUACAGUUAUCGAAAACGCGUUUACAUUUGUCUUUGCAUCCAUCAGAGCGACAACUGUAUCAUUUGAAAUUAUAUUUCCACUUUAUUUGUUCACGAAAUUAAUAAACAGUUCUUCUAUUUGC